AUGUCGAUAAUUUAUUUUAUAUACAAUUUUAAAAGAGGAACUCGACAAUUACGCAAUAAAAAUGGAGAUUUGCUAAAUUGUUCGCCGUUAAAACCAGGAAGUUGUCCAGGUGGUGCGCUAUGCUAUCAAGAUUCAAUAAAUACUGAACAGUUUCGCUGUUGUGGUAAAGACCCUAGUGAUGGAUGUGGUACGGGACAAAAGGCUCUUAAACAUUUAAAUGGUAGCACAUUGCUUUGUCUACCUGGUACAGCUGAAUGUCCCGGGAAUGGAAUUUGUGAGUGGAGUUUCGACAUUGAUCGUUUCCAAUGUUGUGAAGCAGAUAAUGGCUGUUUACACGAAGAAAUACCCGUGUUUGAUGCGAAAGGAAAUGUUAUCUCCUGUUCGCCAAUAACCCCUUUAUUGUGUCCCGAUGAGGCUAUUUGUCGAUUUAAUUUUUGGACUGCUUCUUACCAAUGCUGUAGACAGAAUAAUCAAUUAGGACACCAUCAAUCUGUUCAAAAACAUAUAAAAGAAGCAACAGGUGAAAGUAAAAAUCUGCAACAAGAAUGCCCUCUAGGCGAGAUUAUCUACAAAUUAAGCGAUAGAGAAGAUUAUUGCUCAUCAGAUGUCGACUGCCCACCUAUGGGACGUUGUAACUUACAUACUCAUUUAUGCUGUGGUCCACCAGGAGAGUGCCCAGUGGCGGGUGAACAUCCUGUUUUUGAUGAACAAGGUGAGAAAUUGAACGAACCUGGUCUAAACAUGGCAAAUGUAAAUAAUAAUAAUAAUUCUUUGUUGGUGAAUUAUUCAUUUCAUCCUCAAAAUAGUUGAAUAAGUGUGAAAAAUUAUAUUCGAGAAAAUACGGUAUACAUACAA
This is a messenger RNA of Meloidogyne enterolobii, 855 nucleotides long. The record is from the annotation of a GenBank genome assembly. NCBI's taxonomy places the organism in Eukaryota, Metazoa, Nematoda, Chromadorea, Rhabditida, Meloidogynidae.